Topomyia yanbarensis is the source of this 2124-nucleotide messenger RNA. RefSeq names its product RING finger protein nhl-1-like. NCBI's taxonomy places the organism in Eukaryota, Metazoa, Arthropoda, Insecta, Diptera, Culicidae. Gene Ontology annotation, biological process: proteasome-mediated ubiquitin-dependent protein catabolic process; negative regulation of translation; protein polyubiquitination. Gene Ontology annotation, molecular function: protein binding; ubiquitin protein ligase activity; translation repressor activity. The record is from RefSeq and is a predicted model, not a curated record. The coding region runs from base 10 to 1989 and encodes 659 amino acids. The transcript is spliced from 12 exons.
UUCUCAAUCAUGGAACAUCAAGCCAAAGCCUACACGUUGCAAACAGUACAACUUACAAGCAAUAAAAGUGAUCAAAAUAAAGUGACGACAAGUAAAAAUCAAUUCAAACAGCCAUCACUUUCAACCAGUGAAAGUUCAUCUGACGAUUCCAUGCGUGCUUUGGAGAAUUUGAUAAUUUGUCCUAUUUGCCAAAAGCGGCUCAGUGCCCCGAGAAUGCUUCAGUGCCAACAUACCUUCUGCCUUGCGUGUCUUGAAUUGGCGUUUCAACAGCAAAAUCAAAAAGAUUAUAUUGUAUGCGCAACAUGUGAUAGCAUGCAAACGUUGAAUUCAACUUCCGGUGGAGUUUCGAGCCUUCCGCCUAAUCUGUAUAUUGAUUCAGUGCUGCAGGUCUUAAGAAGCCAACAGGAAGUUCCAAACUACCAAAGUCAAGAACAAGCGUUAUCAAUUGCUUCUACUGUGAAUAUUCCUGAUGAUGAGUUACACUCGAAAUGUUAUAAAUGUGAUACAAUCGGUAGUAUUAUGAUGCAAAAUUGUGGUCAUUGCAAACAAACACUAUGUGCAAUCUGUUGGCAAACCCAUAUGGAUGAACUUGACAAACAAGUCCGGCAACUCGAUGUCCAACUAAACUCGGCCAGUGAAAAAAUGGAUCAUAAAAUGAUCGCUUAUAAGAAUCGUUUCAGCGACAUAAGCAUACAGAUCAAGGAAUACUUUGAAGAACAAAUUGCAACUCUGCGAAACAAUGAGCGCUCGCUACUAGACGAAUCACAAAGAAUACUAAGCGACGGACUUUGUGCUCACGAACUGGUGAUGGAGAAGAUACGGAGCCUUAAGAUGACCAUCGGUGACGGUACGAUUGGCUCACAGGGUGAUCUUGUUCAACGAUUUCUGAAUUUACAUAAAGAAAUUUCGAUUGUCUUCGAAGAAAUUUCACACUGGGGCAAGGAGAUCAUAUUAUUCGAUCAGAAAAAUGCGAAACUGGAAGUAUUAGGUACACGUUGUGAAGAUGAAUCCAAAAACGCGAUUAGCGAAGACCAAGAAACACUCAAACCUAAGGUUUUAAACAUCGUACCAUUGGACACAUUCGAGGCUGUUCUGUCCUAUUAUGGAAACCACUCAUUCAAGCCGAAACUGUAUUGGAACAAAUGCCAUCGUCCGGCAGGUAUUGGAAUUGCACCGUGGAAUCUAGAUUCGAUUGGUCAACCGUUGCUUUACAUAGCAGGGGCAGAGAGUAAAACAAUAUUUAUUGUAAACAAAACUAAUGGCGAAAUAGUUCAACGAAUCUACCACGACGAAAUGGCAUACCCUAACGGUAUAACUUUUGAUCCAUCCAGGAAAGAGGUAUUCGUAACGGAUAAAUGGAAACACUGUAUCUUCGUCUUUUCGGCAAACGGUGCAUUUCUAAGGCAGCUUUGUGACAAAGGCGACCAGGAAGGAUGCUUGAGGUCACCCGAAGGAUUGACUGUUGCACCAAAUGGAUCUUUAUUCGUAUGUGACGCAGGAAACGACAGAAUUCAAUGUAUCAACUCGAUGACAGGCCGAAUGCUUUCCCAGUUCGGUCGCAUUCCAAAGGAUCAGCUGCUGAAAGCAACGCAAACAAAAAUACCAACACGUGACAUAGAUCUUAAAAGUCCGAUGGGUAUAGCGAUUUACAAGGACACGAUUCUAGUUCUGGACAGCGGAAAUCGUCGUGUUAAAGCAUUCAACAAACGUGGCGACAAGGUGUUGGAAUUUGGCCAAACUGGUUCGCUGGUGGGCCAGUUCCAACACCCAGAGGUAAUAGCAGUUGAUCCAAGUGGAUUCAUACUGGUAGGGGACGGAGGAAAUGCCAAAAUAUUGGUGUAUCGUCCGAACGGACAAUUUAUUACAGCACUUGGAGCACGGGGCGAGUCGCCCGGAAAAUUCAACUGGUUGUCUGGACUGUUUGUUAGCAGGGACCGUGAGAUUAUCAUCAGCGAUUACAAAAAUCAUACUGUGCAGGUAAUCGCAUAGAACGCCGUGUGUAGCGAAAGGAGAUUAGAGUUUUUAUUAUUAUUUCAUAUUUACAAAAAAAUAAAUCUUUCUUACAUAUACUUUUGUAGUAUAGUAUAAUAAAUAUCUAUCACCUUAAGUUACCGUUUGAAAUAA